Molecule: messenger RNA, 273 nt
Organism: Trachymyrmex septentrionalis
Lineage: Eukaryota; Metazoa; Arthropoda; Insecta; Hymenoptera; Formicidae
Product: histone-lysine N-methyltransferase SETMAR-like
Exons: 1
Coding region: 1-273 (90 amino acids)
Source: RefSeq, a predicted model, not a curated record
AUGGAAGACCAAACUGUGCAUUUUCGCAAUAUUUUACUGUUUUACUUCCGUAAAGGGAAGAACGCGCGUCAAGCUUGUGAAAAAUUGCGUAAAGUUUACGGUGUCGAUGCCCUAAAAGAACGUCAGUGCCAAAACUGGUUCAAGAAAUUCCGCGCUGGUGAUUUUAAUCUCAAAGAUGCUCCUCGGUCAGGAAGGCCCACCGAGGUUGACGACGACAAAAUGGAGGCAUUUAUCAAGUCAAACUCACGUUACACGACACGAGAGAUUGCAUAA